This is a messenger RNA of Trichosporon asahii var. asahii CBS 2479, 3495 nucleotides long. RefSeq lists its product as uncharacterized. Gene Ontology annotation, molecular function: protein binding. The coding region runs from base 1 to 3495 and encodes 1164 amino acids. NCBI's taxonomy places the organism in Eukaryota, Fungi, Basidiomycota, Tremellomycetes, Trichosporonales, Trichosporonaceae. The record is from RefSeq and is a predicted model, not a curated record. The transcript has 4 exons.
AUGCCACCUACCACGGCCGUAUCUGUCACCUCCACGGCCGUCGAACGCACGGCAACCACUCUCGAGGCUAUCCGAAGUAAAAUACCAACCAAGGACGCAAAGGAGCGGGUAGAGGCGAAAUACGAUGUCGUCCUCGACUCUCUCGCAUGGACACCUGGACGUGCUGUCGAAGGUCCCGGCCUCGACCGCACGAACGUCUUCCCUGUAAACGCCCACCCAAACCUUGAGUUGCACUCGGCCGCCGCCAGUGGUAACAUCGGCCUCGUGCACUACGCCCUGACGCACGGACAGCCCGUCAACUCGCUCCUCCACGGAUGCCUGCCAAUACACGCUGCCAGUUCGGGUGGAAGCGUCGGUGUCGUACGCAUGCUGCUCGACCGGGGUGCGGAUGUGAAUGCCCCCCGGUUGCCGCGGCGGUACAGCGGCGACACGAAGCGGUCCGGAGCUCCGGCAGUCGGCACUGCUGGAUCUACGCCACUGCACUUCGCUGCCGCGAACGGCCAUGCACAGGUCGUCCAGAUUCUGCUUGCAUCCGGCGCAGUGCCGGACAAGCAGGACAAGAACGGGCUGACACCGGAGGACCUCGCUGAGAUGAGCGGGUACAACGAGGUCGUCCACACUAUCCGAGUAUGGUACCAGAUCAACGGCCGGGCAUCGACGUCUGCGUCGGCCGUCAACGUCCGAUCAAGAGCAAACUCGUUCGCCAGCAAUCAAUCAGACGUGACCGAAGCGUCUGUCUCCGGAUCGUCUGCCCGAAAAAGCAAGGAACGAGCGUCGAGCAUGGUCAGCGCUGCUUCCGAGAAGGGCCUCCGGCUAUUGCGCGGCAGCUUUGACGGCAAGUUCCAGCGCAACGGAUCGUCAACGAACGAUGUUUCCGGCGCACUUAGAAGCGAUGGCAGCGACAGCGGUUCGAUCGCCACGCCGUACAUGGAGCCUAUCAACACUUCUGACCUUCCGUCACCAGUCGGUGGCGACCUCAGUUCACCAGGUGGAGACGAGGACACGGAAGAGACGAUUACGCCUGACACGCAUCAGCCGCCGACGCCGACUUCGCCUGUAGACACGGUGUCACCGAAUUUCAGCAAAGAGAAGACGUCACGAAGACCGUCCCUUCCUUCCAUCUUGGAGAAGGCUGCUCACCCCGGUGUUGCGUUCCGGAAUCGUAUGCGCAAGGUCGAGGGCGGUCAGAACACUGGUGCCAUUGCCGAGCACUGUGAGGAUGCGCCGGAAUCGUCACAACACGACGAUCAGGCAUCGGGCAUUCGUGGAAGACUCCGGCCCUCGGAGAUCAAGGCCAAGAUGGACAAGGCCAAGGUCGACAAGCAGGCGAUCUUGAAGAUGUUCAAGCGCGACUACUCACCGCCUUCGCGAAGCCCGAGUCCGCCGCCCCGUCGGGCAGAACCCGCCCCUCACCCGGCACAAGUCGAACACGACAUUGCCCGACUUCGACGUGCUUCGAUGGACCCGGACCUGUUCCAGAUGGCCAUGGACGCUCAGACCCUGGGCGAGCGACUGGAAAUGUCUGCUAUCACUACCUCGGCUCCGGCGGCUAAGACGCGGUUCUUUGAGAGCGUCCCGCCCAGUCCUUCUGUGACAUCGUACUCGGACCGCCAGCCGGCCAAGACCAAUGGCGCCGACCGGCCCGGAUGGGAGCGCCGUCUCUCGCGCCACAGCACGAUUAGCCCGAGCCCUCUUGCUAAUGAAUGGGGACGCAGUGAAUCGAGCGAUGGUCCCAGGAACGCUACGGUCCGCCGCACGCUGACUGAGGUGCGCAAGCCUUCUGGCGAGCACAAGGGCCCUCGACGCAUGCCGAGUGCGCCUUCCAUGCCCUCCAUGACCAGCCAGUCCAUCGCGGCGUUCAAGGAACGCCAGUCGCUUUCUCACACGCCUUCCAUGACGGCCAGGAACGGCGAAUCCUUGACCGCAGCGUCCUCGGGUGAUGGGAUCGACAGUAGCGUCAUCGUGCCUAAGCUUGAGGCGCUGGCCCAGAGCCGCAGCCGAGAGACUACGGAAUCCUCGCCACACGAGGGCAGCUCGACCUCCACUGCACUCCCGCCUCCCAGCACCUCCUCCGUUCUCGACACGCCAUCCACCGAGGCCGGCACCGACGCUACACCGACUGCGCCGUCAGGUCUCAAGACACCGCCCGAAGUGGCUGUAUCCGAGUACCUCGAGCCACCGCAGGCGGAAAACGAUGCUGUCGAAGCGAGCGUCAAGUCGGACCAGACUGGCCGCUUCCGCGGCGAGAGCAUUGGCUCCAACCAGACCGACUCGACCGGUGGCGUCUUAACGACACCGCCUUCCUCUCGCGUCCUCACCCCGCCCGGCUCGCGACACCCAUCUGUCGGCGACGAGCUCGACGUCCGCUGCAUGGGAUUAGUGCCUACUGAGAGUAAUGCUCUCCCGGGCAUUCCGAGGACGAGCGAGAGCUCCCUGUCUGCUAUCGCUGCCAAGUUCCCGCCCGUGCCGGAGAACGGUCUCGCCCGCAACAUGCCAUCGUCUGCGCCACCCCGACCGCCCGUCCGAACGAUCUCGUCUCAUGCCGAGGCGAAGACGGCGAUGGAGCAGGCGGAGCGUGAUGUUUUGGAGUUGGCGCAGGUGCCCGACACGGCGAGUGCGAACCGCGACCUCGCUUCACAGCUCGCGGCGUACGGCGAGACUCACGCCAUUGCCCAGGAGUUUGAGCGCGCCGAGCGUCGCACGUCACGCACGUCGCGCAGCAGCUCGGACCGCACGAGCCAGAUGUCGAGCCACCUGUCGAUGACGGAUCGCGUUGAGCGACACCGUGUCUCGUCGCACCCGCCGCAUCCGAGAUCCGUCCACAGCCGCAGCGGCUCUGUUCCGUCGCCCUCGCUCGAAUCGGCUUCCGAAGCUUGGAUGCCGAUGCCGGUCAACCACAUCUACGACCGCCGCGAGCAGGCUUACCGGGAGCGCCUGAAUGCCCUGACUUCGGCUGCUGCCGCGACUACCGCACACCACCGCCUGCCGACCAAGUCGCAGCGCUACGGCCACAUCUCUGACAUGUGGGCAACCGGGCAGUCCUCUUCUAGUCUGCAGCGCCGCAUCACAUCUCCGUCGCACCGCAUGAACGGUGCCGCGCCCACCAAAAACGGCACGUCCGGUAGCGGCACGUACCCGUCGUCGCUCAGCGUGACUCCGAGCCUGAACAACAGCCUCAGCAACAGCAUGGCGAGCGGCGGCAAGCCGAUCAUGCGCUCUUCGUCGCUGACUCGCCCGACCAAGCCCGGUGGUCUCCGCAACGAUGCCCGUUAUCAGGGCCUCGCGGCUGCACGUUCGUACGCCGCCACCUCGCCUCAUGCCGCGGCUGUGCGUCCGCGCCACAAGUCGGACGGGCACGACGACCGCCAGUCGAGCGAGGCUGAGCGCGACUCGCCCGUCGUGCCGAACGGCUUUGUCCUCCCCGACUACCCCCAGCGCAAGGUAUCGCGCAAGCAGAAGUUCAAGACGGCCCUCGGUAACCUGACCCGGCGAUAG